Messenger RNA from Bactrocera neohumeralis, 6640 nucleotides. Its product is annotated as cell adhesion molecule Dscam2-like. The transcript is spliced from 12 exons. The coding region runs from base 270 to 5219 and encodes 1649 amino acids. Lineage: Eukaryota; Metazoa; Arthropoda; Insecta; Diptera; Tephritidae. The record is from RefSeq and is a predicted model, not a curated record. Gene Ontology annotation, molecular function: protein binding.
GACAGCGUGUUCAGAACGGCACCCUACUCAUCGAGAAUGUGCAACGCACCGCCGAUCAGGGAACCUACACUUGCAUCGCCCGCAACAAGCACAACUACACGGCGCAACGGACGGUGGAGGUGAAAGUUUUGGUUCCACCCAAGAUUACACCAUUCUCAUUCGCACGCGAUCUGAAUGUCGGCGACCGCACGAGCAUACAAUGUGUCAUUGGCACCGGUGACCUACCGCUCACAUUCACCUGGCUUAAGGACGGACAGCCGCUGCAGCAAAUGGCCACAUCCAUCACAACCUCAGCAGCGGCCGCCUCUGGGCAUAAUCGCCUACUUAUGGGCGGCGUUGGUGUUGGUGUCGGUGUGAAUUAUGUAUUGCGCGAUGGUGGUGGUGCUGGUGGUGGUGGCAGCGUUGGCGGCGGCGGCGGUGUUAGCGGUGGGCAUCAUAGCGGUACCGGUGGCGUUGCUGCAUCAGGUCCAUCAGGUCAUACAAAUCACGACGAUUCAGCCGCCACAUCGGCUGCGGCAGCAUCAAUGUCAACGAAUGCGGAUGGUAGUAGCGGUGGUGUAGAUGGUGGCGCUGGCCAAGUGACAAUUCGCCAAAAUGAUGAUUUCACCAGCGCCCUCAGCAUCACAAGUGUGACGCGAGCACAGAGCGGCACCUAUACGUGUCGCGUACAAAACGAUGCCGCCACUGUAUCGCACUCUGCACAGCUAAGAGUCAAUGUUCCACCACGUUGGAUACUAAAGCCCACCGAUCAGGAUGCCAUACUCGGUAAUCCAGUGGCCAUUACCUGCAAAGCCGAUGGAUUUCCAAUACCCACCGUACAAUGGAAGCAGUCGAUUGGUGACUCAGGCGAAUAUCGUGAGCUCAGUUAUGGCAUUGGUAACGGUAACUCACAAUCCGUUAUCGAAACGUAUAACAACGGGUCACUGAUCAUACCAAAAGUUGGGCGAGAGCAUGAAGGCAGUUAUUUGUGCCAAGCAAGUAACGGCAUCGGCGCGGGACUGAGUACACUAAUCAAAUUAACUGUGCAUGUUGGCCCCUCUGUAACGGUUUCGAAGAAACAAGUUUCCGUCCGCCGUGGUGACCGUGUCACAUUGCGCUGCGAAGCUGAUGGCGAUCAACCGCUGAAUAUAACAUGGCGCGCCAAGGCAAAUCACAUUGAUCCAUCUUAUGAUAUACGUUAUCAUAUCAAAGAUUCACCGUUAAGUCGUGGCACAGUCUCAGAAAUGACCAUACUACAGACCAUACUUAACGAUCGUGGUGAAUACACGUGCAUUGCCACUAAUAACUAUGGACAUGAUCGCGCUGUAAUUCAUCUGCAAGUGCAGGAGCCACCGAACUUUCCCGUAAAUUUGCAUGUCACCGAUUUGGGUAGCCGUUCUGUUACGCUGGCUUGGUCGCCAAAUGAUCAAGAUUCGAUUUUCAUGAAUAACGGUGGUAACAAUCGCGAUUCGCAACCGAUAUCGAAUUACAUUUUGCAAUAUAAGAAAGCAGGCGAUGUCUGGCAUGAGCACAACAACCAAAAAUUAUUGCCCGGUGAUAAGACCACCGCACAAAUUGGUUCACUACGUCCGGCGCAAGCAUAUCACUUCCGCCUUUACGCCGAAAAUCAUCUGGGUACCAGUGCCCCCAGCGAUAUAUUGCUCGUGCAAACCGAUGCUGAGGUGCCAAGUGGUCGUCCGCAAGAUGUUUCAGCGGAGCCACUAGGGCCACAACAAUUACUCAUCACUUGGCGUCCACCAGAACGUGACACAUGGAAUGGCGAACUUUUGGGUUACACAAUCGCAUACCAAAAACACGGUGCGCCAGAUAGCGUACAAAACUUCACUAAAGUUAGCAGCCUAGGUGGUGAAGGUCUUAAUGAUUUUCGUCUUACUGGGCUGGAGAAAUACACACAGUAUGCCAUAUCUGUGUCUGCAUUCAAUGUGAAAGGUGAUGGACCACCAAGCGAGGUCACCAUGGGUCAUACUUUGGAAGAUGUACCCUCUGCGCCGCCACAGGGCGUCACUUGCAUUGCGCUGACUGCACAAAAUAUACAGAUCUCUUGGCAGGCGCCACCAAAAGAAUCCAACCAUGGAAUCAUACAAGGCUAUAAACUAUUAUACGAGCCCGGCAAUAUCGAAUCAGAGUACGGCACGCGUGAAACAAAGAUCACUUCAGCGUUGAGUACAGUGUUACAUGGUCUGCAGCCUUUUACGAACUACAGCGUUCAGGUUUUGGCAUUUACACGUGCUGGCGAGGGUGUGCUCAGCCCGACAGUAUCGUGUACCACUGAAGAGGCGGUGCCAGAUGCACCGGAGCGUGUUAAGUCUGUUGUAAGUAGUGAAUCUUCAGUUAUCAUUAGCUGGUUACCACCGCGCCGUCCCAAUGGUAUUGUUACCAAAUACAAUGUCUACAUCCGUAUACUAGACAAAGGGCAAGAGUUGAAAAUUCUCAAAGAAGUGUUGCCCGCAAACAAUCGUCAUUUUGAAGCUAAGGACUUAAUGGUGCGCGAAACUUAUGAGGCUUGGGUAACGGCUUCGACACGUGUGGGACAGGGACCGAGCACACCGGUGAUCAAAUUAAUACCAAGCCCCUCUGUGCCCGCAGCCAUCAUAUCAUUUAGCCAAACUUUAAGUGUCAGCUGGCGAGUUGAUCUCAAACUGGCAUGCGUCUUCGUUGGUAACCCGAAACCGAACUCGGAAUGGAAAGUGUUAAAUGCACGUUCUAAGAAACAUUUUCGCUUGGAGGUGAGCAAUGAUAAUACGCUGACAUUGCGCAAUAUACAGCGUACUCACGAAGGAAACUAUUCGUGUGUGGUACGAAAUUCGAUUGGUUCCGAUCACAUUGUCUAUCAGGUAUACGUACAAGUACCACCAUCUGCUCCAGUGCUUUCCGUCAUCGGCAGUACCACUAACUCCGUGUCGCUGCAGUGGCGAGUAGACGACAUUGGUGGUGCACCGCUGCGUGGAUUUACAAUGACCUUCCGUAAGGAAUUCGGCGACUGGGAAGAAAUUGAAUUGGAUCGACGUGUUAACUCUCAUUUAAUAGAGAAUUUGGAUUGCGGCACGCGAUACCAGUUUAAUAUGGUGACUUUUAAUAAAAUUGGAACGAGUGAAACAAGUGCCAUCGAAACAGCCAAAACGAAAGGCAAUAAACCGAUUGCGCCGCAUAAACAAAGCUUGAUACGCUCGAAUAUCACUUCCGCUUUGUUGGAGUUAUCGUCAUGGCAAGAUGGCGGCUGUCCAGUACAAUACUUCAGCAUUGAGUUCAGACGCUAUGGUAUUUCAAGUGACUGGAUUAUCGUCUCUAGCCGUAUAGAGACACACACACGCUAUACAAUUGGCGAUUUGGAGCCUGGAACUGCAUAUAAUUUGCGUGUGGCGGCGCACAACAAUGCUGGAUCCACAAUUAAGGAGUACUACUUUGAGACAUUGCAUUUUAACGGACUUUCAGCUGAGUUGGACCACGGCGACUUACCCGAGGUGCGGACACUCUUUCGCGAUGUACAUCUCAUAGCGGUGAUUAUCACAUCGGUGUUUGGCACGAUCUUGGCUAUAAUCGGCGCUUGCAUAUGCUUCAAGAACUAUCCACGUCAACUAUUUGCACGGAAUGUCGACUCGAUGCGGCCGCAUGGUGCUGAUGGCAAGGAUAUACAACAUCGUGAACAAUACUACGGUACGGUACGCAAAUCAUGCCAGCAAUCACCACGUGAAUCGGUUGCUGGGCUUGAACGCAUACCUGAAUACUCUGAAGAUAUCUAUCCUUACGCUACAUUCCAUUUACCAGAACAUGAAAAUCAAUCGGCUAACAUACCGCUCAGCCGCAAGGGAGGCCUGCCGGCAAUGUACGAUCCGCGUGGCGGUGGUGUUGCAGACGACAAUACCCUCUCCAGCACGGGUGCCAAGGUGAAGCGUUCGGUCUCGGCGGGCAUUGGCAGCAGCGCUUCAAAUGCAAAUUUAGGCGGUGGACCUGGCCCGGCGUCGGGCGAAUGUAGUCACACGAAUACUGAAAAACGACAUAAGCGACGUUCGAAAGCAAUCAAAUCGGAGUCGGAGGAAUACGAUAGCUUGAAUAGCGAUAGCGAUUUGAGUGGUGAACGUAUGCGUGAACGUGAAGAAAGUCGCAGCGGACGUGAGUCCUCUUCACAUCUAGACGAUAGCGGCUAUAAUCCUCACGGUCAUAGUCCUUGCAGUGGUGGCAAUGCCGGAGGCAACAAGGAGCGUCUUUCAGUAUUCAGUAGGCCUCAACUUCAUAGUAACAGCAUGGACCCCGUGCCCUUCGACUACCGGCUCUUUGACCCGCCACCAAAACAACCGAAACCAACAAUUGCCUGUGGUGCACAGUCACAAUCGCAUCACCAUCACCAGCGACAAACAUCAUCCACAUCAACAUCCACAUCAGCAUCCACAUCCACAUCUGCCCAAAAUUCAACCAACAAUACAAAUAUGCCCAGCAGUCUAUCCGGUGGCAAAGUACGAUCAAAAGCUACCGAUACUAAUUCCAACAGCGGCAGUAACUUCCUCCUCGCCGGCGAGUUCCAAUGCACAACUAACAGCAUCCCCGCCCCGCAUAUUGUCCAGUCGGGUUCAUAUGUCGAAAUUCUGAAGCAUGCCGCACCGCAACCCCCCAACAACCAAACAAACAACCAACAAACAAUCAUGCAAGCGCCAAAUGCAAAACGUCCAAGCGGCGUUGGCGCUGGCGGUGGCGCAAACAGCGGUAGUAAUAGUGUUGUCAGCGGUGCAGCAUUGGCUUGUCACAACAAAAGCUAUGGUGACUUUCUAACAAUUACACCACGCCGCAAAGGCAAACUGCUUUCUUCUGGCUAUGGUGAUAAACACGGUGGCGCUGGUAGUGGUGGUGUUGGCGCCUUGGAUGGCAAUAACCAAGACAAUUAUCGCCAUCAUUUGCCCACCAGCAUCGAACCAUUACAUCUACUUGGCAUACCCAAUGACAAUAUGUCUACAUUCUUUGAUUAUCGCGCCAUGGAGACGCUCAGCAAUAGCGAUACGCUCGCAAUCGGCAGCAGUCUCUCUGGACAUGCACACAACAGUAAAAGCAACAAAGCAUACGACACGAGUACCACUUGCUUGAAUGCAAACAAUUAUGGUGAAUCACCACAGAGCAAUAGCAAUUCAGGCAUACCUGAUGAGUUCCAUAAUAUAAUUAGCGAGAAGAAUCUCAGCCCACCCUCGGCCUUCAGCGACAACAACAGCUGUCUGCCAAAGGGUAAGGUCUAAACUUUAAAGUCUGGUAGUAGGACAUCAAGGAAGAUCAUAUCAAAAUUGUGGAUUUUACGACAUAAUUAACCUAAAAGAACUGAAGAAUUCUGCAUAUCAAGUACGCGAAUCUCUCUAACGGUUAUACUAGAAUUACUUCACACAUAUUCAUGAGAAAACGAAACAGCGGAUAAAACAUAAAAAGGAUUAUUAUUAUUGGUUUAAGGGUAACAAACGAUCGAAACGAAGACGCAACCGAAGACUUUACUGCAGCAUUUAAUCACAAGCGACAAAUAUAAAGUAAAUAUGUAUAUUUAGAAUUAAAGGAGUGGUGUGUUCUUAAGUUCACCGAAAUUCACAAAAAGCAAAUCUUCCAAAAAGUAUCGCUUUUGUAUAUCGCAAAAGCCACAAGACACAAAGCUCUACACAUCUCCAAAAAAUAGCAUACGUUUAGAUAUGUGUUACGUUUGUAUGUACUAGACUAUAUGCUAAUCUAUGUAAAUUUAUAAAAUUGCAGUUUUUAUGGCGAAUGACGCCUAGUUAAAUGAAUUAGAGGUAGAAACUUUCAUUUCGUUCACACACUUGAGUGCUCGAAACCGUUAACAUGAACUUAGAAAUGAGUGAAUGACAAACGUAUGAUUUCUACAGAUAAUCGCAAGCGCUAACGAUCAGAUCCAUUUCAUCGACACUUUUUCAUAAGACCCAUCCAUAACCUAUUUUCAGAAUUAGUAUCAGUAGAGCAGAGCCGUCUCAAAAGAUUUUGUCAUCGCACAACAUUUGCAGGAAAUACUUGUAUGAUAAUAUUAGCUUGUUUUGUCUAAGAGAGGAAUUUGACUUUUAUUUUACUUUUCUUAAACUGUUUAGAAGAUGAUUUUAGUCCGUCAUUUUGCUUCCCAAUAAGCUGAAACUAUAUUCAAUUAUUCGAAGUGUACCAUGACGUUAGAGAUAGAACAGGACCGAAACCUCGCUUUUGUCUUGUUAUGAAGUAAUAUUUUCAAUUAUUUCGACAAAGUUCCCGGACUUCUGCAGCUAUGGUACACUUUUCCUGAAGUAUAAUGUAGAACUUAAUUUUCGGGUCUUUUCCCAACCAUACUGUCUUUUCUAGAAUGUAGAACAUCUUUUUCGUUUGAAGUCGCUAAGACCGCCUUUCUUCUUGUAUGGUAAAUAGAAGAAUCGGGAACAUUAAAACAUCUCUGCAUUCAGCAUAGAAUCGGUUGUGCUUGAUCUCUUUCAUAAUAAAGCGAAUGAAAUCGAGUUUUUGUGGCAAUUCCAAGAAAUAAUGCUAUAUAUAUAACGAUGUCUUUUUCAACAUUGCCGCUUCAUAAUCGGAAUAGUGUAGGAGGUAGUUAUGGGUGAUUUGUAGAUCUGUUGGUCAAAUACUUUACAAAUUUAGUAAACGUAUAAGUAUAAAUUCGAUCAAAUAUCCUUUAAAUACUAUUUCA